Molecule: messenger RNA, 3400 nt
Organism: Anopheles aquasalis
Lineage: Eukaryota; Metazoa; Arthropoda; Insecta; Diptera; Culicidae
Product: secernin-3
Biological process (GO): proteolysis
Molecular function (GO): dipeptidase activity; cysteine-type exopeptidase activity
Source: RefSeq, a predicted model, not a curated record
UCGUUUUUCCUCAACAUUCCACCUGGCUAGGACUGCACACUGCUCCGGGACUGCGGUCACGCGUUUUGCGGAAGGAAAAAGACAGUUUUUCUUGCCAACAUCGGACACCGCGACAUCACAACACGAGCCCCCCCCCCUCGGUAGAAGGAAAGAAGAAAAGUGUGGUGUGGUCUUUGGGUGAAAUUUCCUCGCGCAGUUUCUUCGGUGGCCGUGCGGAAAAGUCAGACUGGUUGGCAUCGCGAAGUCUUGACGUCUUCGACGUGUUGCAGCUUUUCUCGUGAUAAAGCGUGCGUGGGCUGACUGGAAUCCUUGGCCCGAUUUCUCUCGUCGGAGGACCGAGAAGGAAGCCAAGAGACGAGCACACUUUCACCCCUUUAUUGAUUGGUUGGCAGCCAGCCGUCGUCAUCCGUCGGAGCGAAAGCGAACGCGCAGCACCACCCCAGGCGAGAGAGCGAGAGGCGCAGAAAUCGCGAAAUCGACGCACUGCGGGCGCAGUAGCCGAACGUUGAAGUGAGACAGCACAGUAACCGCAGCCAACUAGACACGAGGACCGGAAGACCGGAAGCGGGGAAAAUAUGUCUGGCAACAACAGCAACCACGGAGGCGAAACGUUCGUGGUGCUUCCACCGUGCACGGAAUCCAACCGGAAGCAGAUUAUCUUCGGCCGAAAUGGUACCGGGCCGAGCGACCAGGUAAUGGAGGUGGUCUACCAGCCGGCCAGUGGCAGCUCAGAGGCCGUAUCCUUGCCGAAUGGUUGUGAAAUCGAAGGUGGAACCGCCGCUUACGCCGUCAUCCUCAAUAAACCGGCAGGCAGCUGGGGAGCGGAGAGUGGAUCCAACGAGAAGGCGGUUACUGUUGGACUGUCGUACUGCGGGGAUGCGGCAACAGAGGAGGGUAAAGUAUCACCCCUAGAUCUAGUGCGGCUCGGGCUGGAGCGUGGUGAUAGUGCCACCGGAACCAUUGACGCACUGGUGCAGCUCGUGGAGAAGCAUGGCUCGGACGACCGGAACGCACCGAAGGCCGCGUUUGUCGUUUGUGAUCCGGCAGCCGUCUGGUUGCUCAACGUAGCGGGACAAUUCUGGGCGGCCAGGCAGGUGCAGGAUACGAGCAUAGCGCUUGCGGCCACCGGUUUUACGAUCGGAACAGCUUUCGACCGUAGCUCGGAGGGAUUGGCUGAUAAAGCGAAGGAAGCUGGUGCAUGGGAUGGAUCAGGCGAGUUUAGCUUUAGCGUAGCGUUCGGUGGUAGCAACGAGCUGGCAACUAGAUCGUGGCCAGCGCACGAGCCCGGAGCUGAGGGAAUGUUCGGGCUGAAGCAAAUGUUUGAAUGCUUGCGAGCGGCCGCACCAUUGGCACCGGCAGUGACCGGUUCGAGCCAGGUGUCGGUACUGACCGGUGCAGGCGAACUGCCCUGCCACUGGUUCACGGCUACGCCGCAGGUGGAAGAAUCCGUUUUCAAACCAUUCAUAUUUACGACCGGGGCGAAAAUAUCUCCCCUGACGCGAGUGCCGGAGGGUGAGGCGCAGACGCUGCUCCAUCGGCUGCAUAGCAACCGCAAGUGGGAAGCCGUGGGCAGUCUGCUCAGCUCGCUCGAGGCUACGUGCGUGGAUGAGGUGAAUCGGUUCCUUAGCGAGCACUCGGGCGAACCGAGCCAGGAACUCGAUGAGCUGAUGAAAGACUGCGUCGAGGCGGAAGUGAAAUUCUAUCGCUAAAUGCGAGGAGAAUCGAGGAUCGAACGAACGCGAUCGCGUCUGCUCGUGGCACACGCUAGCACAAAACGGUGAUUGGCACGCAAUGCGCAUUUGAUUCAUGAUAUUCGAUUCAUUUUUCGAGAAGCAGAAGGUGGAGAAGGGAUGCGUCUUAAUUUCGUUCGUUCGCGAUUGUCCGUCUAGCAAAUGGAUUUCACGUUCUAUAUCCUUUCAUUAGGUCGAUGUACGAGCGCGUUCGGUUAGCAACUGCUACUAUGACUAAAAGGCCGACCGCAUACAGUGCUGCGAUACAUAGUAACUAUAGUAACCCCACGAAAGAGCUGCCAGCAAUCUUGCGUGCCCUGCGUAUCGAUGCUAUCGCUAGCCAGUGCGGGACCCUCUUUGGAUUUCCAUUGAAUGUGAUCUUUUUUGCGAUCGUAUAUAUGUGUGUGCCUUUGUUUUGUGUAUGUGUGUUGUGUGUGUAGCUUGAUCUUUUUACUACGUUUUAAUCACAUUUCGUUUACACGAUUAGUAUCCUCUCGCAAUGCAGAUCUCUUUGCGCAAACGAUCUAUCGUAUGGUCUCAUAGCGAUCUGAUGGAUCAUUUGCAUCGAUAUUAUUGCUCUCGCUUAUUUAUUUUAUAAUUAUUUUUUGUUUGUUGCUGAAAGCAUUUAUGUGAAAAUCCUCCCUAAAAUCCCCCAUGUUCUCUAGCGUCUUGAAACUGGAUCUGUAGCUUACUCUGAGGUAGUGAAGAAGCAUUACGAAUAGUAGUAGAACGAACGAAAAAGAAAAGAAUAAGCGAAAACCGAAAACGAACUGACUCCUAGGAUGGAAGGGAAGUGCGAAAUACGAGUGUCGAUAAUAAGCAAGCCAAAAGAGAUACCAUACAAAGGCAUUGCAGGCCAUGCAGGCAGGGUGUGCAUGGUUACCGUAUCUUUUUACCCAACUUCUCUAUAAGCGAUUCUUCUUGAUCGGUUAGCUUGAAGUGUGUAUAAUCUGCCUUUACGUUUUACCCUGUAUUGUGAUCUUUUCCCGAAAGUAUUCAAACGACAAGCGAAACGAUAGUAGCGAUGAGGUAGAGAGAGGGACCGUGCGUCAAGGAUCGUUUCUCGGAUACAACCCGAUAUAAUAUUACUCAUUCCAGCGAUAAGCUUACAGCAGCAAUACAUUCCUUCGAAUUCACCACACCCAGUGUGCCGUGCAGCCGCCCAAGUAACUAGGCCCCACUCCCUUCUAACAACAUCUAACAAACAGUAGGACAACAGACAGUGUCUCAGUAACCGGAACGACUGCUAGGUAACCCAUCCUAUACGUAUUAUAUUCAAGCAUUGAUUACGGCGACAGUAGCAGUGGCUUAUACAGAAAUGCAGAUUUAAUGACUAAGAACGCAAAGAGCACAAUCGGCUUCUAGACGAGGUAACGCCGUUGUCGUCAUCAUCCGGAACAAUAACUCAAACCUCAACCGGCCUGAACCCCCCGGGCCGUGUAACCGGUUUUGUGUCCCGUCAAGAAGCGUCCAAAUUGGGAAAACAAAUACCGAUGAUUGUAGCCCCGUAAACCCAUUUAUCUUAAUAAUUUAAGCCUCUGCCUGGCCGUCUUCUCAGGACGACCUACAUAGCGCUGAUGUGAUCGUGCGAAAGAGCGAGCGUCGUUUCUGCAUAUGAUGAACCAAAUAAUAAUAAUAAAUAAUAAAAAAACGAAAGUAUGUUUACCACA